AUGACAAAGACGUCGAACAACGAACCGCUCGUCUUGGCAUUUGCCGAAACAUUCCACCACCACAACAAUGAUCCAAUUCCUGAUUUGGAUAUGGACGCCAUGUUCCCACCUUUAUUGUCGUCUCGUCAACAACAACGAAGCACAUCACUGUGCCACACCAACACAAACAUUGGCACGUCAACAUUCGUUCAAGUUGCAUCCCAUUGUGCUAGUCGACUCCAUGCUCCUCUCAAACAAUCCCAGUUUCGAUCAGGACUUGAAUCACAAAAGUACAACACUACCACCAUGACACGCACACAAGCCAACGCCAUCGGUCAAGUCAACGACAAUGUAGAUCCUUUAUGGGAAUACCAUGCACGCAAAGAAGAAAACGUUCUCAAGACACUUCGAGAUAAUCGUCGUAUGAAGCAACAUAGACAAGAGCUCAGUGACAGGCUUUUGCGACGUUAUGUGCGACUUGCUUGCAAGGAUUACAAUAACGACGAGGAUGAUAUUUCAGAUGAUUCCCCCACUGCUAUCAAGCUCAAACAAGAGGAACGACUCAAUGAAUUGCUGCAAUCCUUGCCAAAACACUACUUUGCUCCAGGAAAAGAUAUGUCUCGCGUAGAAUAUGUUAAACAUUUAAUGUGCAAUGUACAGGAAUAA
Messenger RNA from Lichtheimia ornata, 645 nucleotides. RefSeq lists its product as uncharacterized. The transcript has a single exon. Bases 1 to 645 code for a protein of 214 amino acids. The record is from RefSeq and is a predicted model, not a curated record. NCBI's taxonomy places the organism in Eukaryota, Fungi, Mucoromycota, Mucoromycetes, Mucorales, Lichtheimiaceae.